Molecule: messenger RNA, 5039 nt
Organism: Helicoverpa zea (corn earworm)
Lineage: Eukaryota; Metazoa; Arthropoda; Insecta; Lepidoptera; Noctuidae
Gene: NetA
Product: netrin-B
Exons: 8
Coding region: 88-1752 (554 amino acids)
Molecular function (GO): protein binding
Source: RefSeq, a predicted model, not a curated record
CGCCGGCGGCAGUCGACCGGCGAGUACGUGCCGCCCGUGACGCCCUCCCGCGGAAACUUUACGCGAGUGCAGUGACAGUGAGUGAGCAUGCCCGCCCGCGCCGUGGCCCUCCUAGCCACCGCGGCCCUCGCGCUCGCCGCCACCCCGCCCGACCCCUGCAUGGAGGAUGGCCGCCCGCGCCGCUGCAUCCCCGACUUCGUCAACGCUGCUUUCGGGGCCCCCGUGGUCGCCUCCUCCAUUUGCGGAAGACGAGGACCCGAGCGCCUCUGUGAUCCUCCCGGCGAUCAGCCCCCCGAAAAUUCUUGUAGAGUAUGCGAUGCCGCUAGAUCCGACCGCCGACACCCUCCGACACAUCUCACCGACCUGAACAACCCCAACGAUGUGACGUGCUGGCGAUCCGCGCCGAUCCCGCCAACCUCAUACGACUCGCCACCCGACAACGUCUCGCUGACCCUAUCUCUGGGCAAGAAGUAUGAGCUAACUUAUGUGAGUCUGCAGUUCUGUCCGAAGGCCGCUCGUCCGGACUCCGUCGCUAUCUACAAGAGCGCGGACAACGGCGUCACCUGGCAACCCUUCCAGUUCUACUCGAGCCAGUGCAGGCGAGUGUACGGUCGGCAGAACAAGGCGACCGUUACUGCUGCUAAUGAGCAGGAGGCCAGGUGCUCCGACAGUCACCGGUUGACUGGGGAGAGCUCUGGGGGAGCUCGGCUUGCGUUCAGUACUCUGGAAGGACGGCCGAGCGCUGCUAACUUUGACAUUUCGCCUGUGCUGCAAGACUGGGUGACGGCGACGGACGUGCGGGUGGUGUUCAACCGGCUGCACAUGGUGAGCGAGGGCGACGAGGUGGACAGCAAGAAGCAGGCGGCGCCGGGCGCGCAGCACUACGCCGUGUCGGACUUCGCGGUGGGCGGGCGCUGCAAGUGCAACGGGCACGCGUCGCGCUGCGUGCCGCUGAAGGGCGAGGCUGCCGGCGGCGUGACGCAGCUCACCUGCGAGUGCAAGCACAACACCGCGGGCCGCGACUGCGAGCGCUGCAAGCCCUUCCACUUCGACCGGCCCUGGGGACGCGCCACCGCCAGGGACGCCAACGAGUGCAAAGAAUGCAACUGCAACGGUCACGCUCGUCGCUGCCGAUUCAACAUGGAGCUCUACAAGCUGUCUGGCCGCGCCUCCGGAGGGGUGUGCCUCAAGUGCAGGCACUAUACCGCCGGCAGGCACUGCCAUUACUGCAGGGAAGGAUACUACAGAGACCCUACUAAGCCUAUUACGCAUAAGAAAGCUUGUAAACCCUGCGACUGUCACCCAGUGGGUGCGAGCGGGAAGACCUGCAACCAGACGAGCGGCCAGUGCCCCUGCAAGGACGGAGUGACUGGCACCACCUGCAACCGCUGCGCCAAGGGCUACCAGCAGUCCAGGAGUCAUAUCGCACCUUGUAUACGUAUACCCCGAGUGGUGACUGCAGUGCAAGCCAUGGAGGCAGUGGACGGUGACCCGGGCCGCGGUAAGUACAACGGAGCAGUGCGGCCGGUGUCGCGCCGCCGCUCGCACGCUAAAUCUCAACAAGUUCUGCAGCCGAGACUACGUCAUAAUGGGCAAGGUGGUGGGCCGCGAGGCGAGCGCGGCGGGCGACCAGUGGGUGCGCCUGGCGCUGAGCGUGCAAGCGGUGUACAAGCGCGCGCCGCGCAGCCGCCUGCGCCGCGGCGGCACCGCCCUGCACGUGCGCGCCGCGGACCUCGCCUGCAAGUGCCCUAAGAUCAAGAUUAACAAGUCAUACCUAAUCCUAGGAGUGGAAAAAGAGGGUGUGUCAAGUGGUUUGCCGGGGCUGACAGUCGGCGAGAGGACACUAUUACUGGAGUGGCGCGACGACUGGCACCGACGCAUCCGUCGACUUCAGCGCCGCGCGAUCAACUGCCACUAGCGGCCCGCCAUCUUGGAAUAGUGGGGAUUAAGCAACCAAUGAGAGCGCUCCGCUCUCGUCGUAAUCCGUCGUUGCAAACAUACGUGAAUUGAUAACGUAGUUGUUUUAACUGUUACUGCCAUAUACGUGCUGUCUUUAUAAAUUCAUAUUACAAUAACUGUAUCAGGGAUGAAUGUUGAUAUAUCGUAAGACUGAUUGUAAUCUCUCUGCAAUACAUCUUCGUGUAUCUUUAAGGUGUCUUAGGUCUUUAUGUCAGUCCCGUUAGUGUGUCGUCAUCCUUUGUUAGCUAAUAACUGUUUAACAGAAGUACUGUCAUAGUGAAAAGCUUUAUACAAUUAUUGAAUCAAUAUUUAUUUUUGAUUUCAUUUAUUUGUAUAAUACCUACUAUAAAGAUAGCGUUUCGAAAAAGAGCCUAAUUUUACAUUAUACCAAUUAAUUGAUAUAUUUCGCAAACCUAGGCCUAAUCAAAAACCUACAAUUUCUAUCUAGAUAUUAAAAAAUAAAUAACUUAAUAUACUUAAUCAAUAGACUCUCGUCAUAGUUAGAUUUUGGCACUUCAUAUAGCCUUUAUCAAUAUAAAUAUAUUUAAAUGUAAAGUUGUCCAUUUUGAUCCAACAUUCAUUCCUGAGCACUCAAACGUUUACCUAGUCCGUUUUAGGAAUAACGUUAUUGAUAACUAAUAACUGUAGUUUCACUGUUACUUACGACAAGGUUUUAUGCCAAAAAUGCAAGAGACAUUAAUGCGGCGCGCGGGUCCUUUUGUACGAACAGAAUUCGAAAAAUAAAAAGCAACAAAAAUAAAGAAGACUUUGGGAUCUGGAGUCGAAAAGACCAAAUCAUGUACGUGGCAAUCUACAUGAAGAAAAACUUCGAAAUUUUCCCCAUCCUAGGAUUUCGUUGAACAAAAAGUGUACAUUAUUAUUAUUAUUUAUUUUGAAUAGUUUAAUUUUAUAAGGCAAAACUUAAUUGUAUCGUUCCAUUUCUUGCAUUUUUUGUAUAAUUGUUAUUUUAUAUUGAAAAUGCUAAUGUUGAUAUUGUUUUUAUGUGCUGUGGCUGCAUGACAUCAUGGUGUCUGUCCAACUUUGUAAUAAAACGAAGCAAAAUAAAAAUAAUUGAAAAAUACUCUUUAUUAUUUAAAGAGUAUUUAUUUCUAUUAAUAAAAAAAAAAAACAAUAAAAAAGUAACAAAAUCAUGACAGUUUGAAAUGACAUUUAUGUCAUGUCAGUUUGACAGAUGACGUGAGUUGUGUGCGCGAUUGUACUCGUUAGAUGUAGGACACAUUCGAAGAUGAAUCACCACAUAGUCACAAUGGUUUAACGUACCUCAUUUAUAUUAUAAAUCUUAUCACUAAGGUUAAGUGUUUAAUUUAUAUCGUUAGCGCUUAGAUUUUAUACACAUUAAGCUAAAAAUAUCAAUCUCUCUAUGUGUUCGUAAUUUUUCUCUUUUUUAUUUUUCUGUAAAUUAAAUGAUUUAAAUAUUAGAUCUUGCCAAAGUAACAUUUUUAUUUUGUAUAGAGUACUAAGUUUCCUCUGUAUAAUAUCUUCUGUGUUGAGGAUAUAACUUGAACAAAUUGCGUCGCCUAACUAAGGUAUGUACAGUAUUACUAGCUUUACUAAGGAAAAUAAUAAUAAGAAUCUUUUGGUUUUUGAAAAAGUACAAUCUUCGAAAAAAGCUAUAUAAAAAAACAUUACGCAACUCUAAAAGAAUUUCUCAUUGUUGCUUGGAGUACAAAAAAAAACAUAAUUUUAUCUUCAGAAGAACCAUACAAUACACAAAAGCUAUUCAUACAUAACAAAAAAAAAUAUGAACAUCUCAAUCGAGGAAUAAAGUCAGAAAGUAUGCGUAAUCAUGUCCAAUUGAUCUGUCAAAGUUAUUUAUGCUAUCUGUGCGGCCGCCAUCUUUAUAAUGGCAUAAAUCAACGUGAACGCAACAUUUUACAAUAAUCAAUGUUACCGGUUGAACGGACAGACUAAAUUGCCUGAAAACGCUGUUAUAAAAAGUAAUAAAAAAUGAAAUAUUUCCAUAAUGUUUUUAUGUCGUGAUUUAGGUACAAACUCUUCUGAUUCACAUUUGAAGGGCCGCAGUAUAUACUCAGCAUUUAUAAAAUCAUUAUACUUUUUCAAAAAACAAAAGAACGUAAUCUAUAGAUAAAAUAAAUAUUUAAAAAACGACUUAGAAGUUUCGCUUGAACGUACUACGGAUUGUAAAAAGUGUAUUUAGUUGUAGAUUGAACUAUUAACCUGUUUCUAGUUAUGCAUAUCUUUAGAUUUCAUAAUUUGUAUAUUUCAAAUUAUAAUUUGGCUCUAUAGACUGUAAUCUUUAUACUUUAGCUGCUAAUAAAAAACACACAAAUGUCAAUUUAGUAACGAUGUUCUUUUUUCAAAGUUUACCUAAAUAAUUAUAACGCGCCAAAUUAUAAUUUAAAAUGUCGAAAAUAUAUUAAUAUCUGAUCGUAAUUGUAUUUAUAGCAUAGUCAGUUUGUAUUUUUACUGAAUUUAAUAAUAUAUGUGAAUAUUGUUUUAUUUUCCAGUUUAUUUAUUCAGGGUGGUAACAAUGACGUAUUUACAAAAAUCAACCAUUAAAUUGAAUUAAAUAAAACUACAAAUAAUCAUGAAAAUAUUACCACCACUUUUGACCGAUCAUUCCUACAAUAAUAAUUACCAAUAAUACGAAAACAUCCAGAACGAUCAUAUUUGAAUAUUAAACUUAAUUUGUCUUAUUUUAUAUGCAAGCACUGUCUUCAACCCUCUCUAUCAUUACCUACUUUAUAUUGGUUUAAUGAAUAAAUUACUUAUUAUUAACGCACAAACAAGGCCUAUUAAGCUUACUGUCGCGAAAUUAAAUUAAAUACAUCUGUUUAUUUGGCGACACGUACUGUUAUAAAUAGUAUAAUAUUCAUUUAGUUAUACUUAUUUAUAUUUUAAGGGAUGUCAAUUGAACUUAGGAAAGCGCGCGAAGGUUUUAUGUCCGACUAUAGAUUCAAAAUGACCGAUGUUCUGUCUAUGGUCUGUGAAACUUUUGGCGCGCAAUCGAAUUGUGUUUUCAAGAUACCCUGCUCCUGUGAUGUAAUAAAUGUUAUUGGUUAUAUUUAUUUAAAAAUAAAAGUACAUUAAUAUACGUA